UGGUUUGGGACCUUGGGAAAAUUCAUUAACUUUCAAGAAGCUUUCAUCAUCUGUAAAACAUGGGGAUCAAAAUAUCACAUAGUGUUACUGUCAUGCCCCAAUAAAAUAGAAUUUGUAAACUACCUGGCCCAUAGUAGGUACUUACGAAGUGUGAGUUCCUUUCUUUGGGGAGUUAACUACUUUGAUUGAAGAGCCCAGUGCUCUGCUCACUGGCUGUAUGCCUUUGGUCAGCUUAUGAUUCUCAGUAGUCUAAUUUGGAGAAUGGGCACAAUUAGGUUUAUCUUUAUAUAAUACUAUUUAUUAUCCCUAAUUUUGUGCAUAAAAUUAUUCCCAAAGGUCAAAUUGGUUUUGAUUAUAUUAAAGUUUUGUUUCACAUCCCCCAAAAUUCUUGAAUCAUCUAUAGAUGUAUCAUUUAUAUGGAAGCUCCCUUUUAGUAAGUUUUCUUACUAAUAAUAAUAGUGCUAUAUUCCCUGGCAACUGGCCUUCAAAAACAUGUAUUUACAUUCCAAGCAUAUGGUUUGCUUGUAUAACACCAGCACUAUCCACUUCAGGGCCUCCCUGAAGAGUUGGAAUUCAGAAGGAAUUCCUCAGAUACAAGUUUCCAUCUCUUCUCUGCCUCAGCUGGAUAGCUUUUUCAGACUGUCUAUUCCCAGAAUGUCAGAAGAGAUCACAGCAUUGGCUUACCAUGCUCCAAAAGAACAAGAAGGACUUAUAAUUGUGAAGGUUGAAGAAGAGAAUUAUGUUUGGGGGCAGGACUUUGGCCUUCAGAGGAACUCCCAGAGCCAGGAGGUCUUCCGCCUGCGUUUCAGGCAGUUUAGUUAUUCUGACUCCAGUGGGCCCAGAGAAGCUAUGAGCCAGCUCAAGGAGCUUUGCUCUCGGUGGCUGAAACCGGAGGCACACUCUAAGGAGCAGAUAUUGGAGCUGUUGGUGCUGGAGCAGUUCCUGGCCAUCCUGCCUGAGGAACUGCAGGCCUGGGUGCGAGAGCAGGGGCCAGAUAAUGGAGAGGAAGCUGUGACUCUGCUGGAAGAGUUGGAGAAAGAACUCGAUGAAUCAAGGCAACAGGACUCUGCUUGUGGCCAGAAAAUGAUCUGGAAGAACACAACAUGCACAGGAGUUCUGAAGUCUCUAAGUCACCCUCUGCAGUCUUUGGAGAGCCAAUGCAGGAGUGAGACUCAGGAGCCCCAAGAUUUCCACGAGAGAGAUGGCAAGAUGGUAGCUGACAAAAUGUUGGCAGCAAAGCAAGAAAUUAUUGAAUGUGUAGCCUCAACUGCUAUGAUAUCUCCAGGAAGACUUCUUGGGGAAAUUGCUUCAGUACAGAUAGUUGAAGAAGCUUUGGACGGUCUGGACAAGUCUGAGAAGCAAAGGGGAAGUGCUACAAUGAACAAAAUGAGUCAGCUCCCUUCCCAGGAAAGACAGUACAGCCUGGCAAUGUUCAACAAGAAAAUCCCCACAGAGCAGUGUUUCCCUGAAUGUCAUGGAAUUGAAGAAAAUCUCAAUCUGAACUCAAAUGAUAUUACACCACAGAGAAUUCACACAGGGGACAAGCUCUAUGAGUGCUUUGACUGUGGGAAAGCCUUUUGCCAGAGCUCAAAGCUGAUUAGACAUCAGAUAAUUCAUACUGGAGAGAGACCUUAUGCAUGUAAAGAAUGUGGCAAAGCCUUCAGUUUGAGCUCAGACCUUGUUAGACAUCAGAGAAUACACAGUGGUGAAAAACCAUAUGAAUGUUGUGAAUGUGGAAAGGCUUUCAGGGGCAGCUCAGAGCUCAUUAGGCAUCGGAGAAUUCACACAGGAGAGAAACCUUAUGAGUGUGGGGAAUGUGGGAAAGCUUUCAGCCGGAGCUCAGCCCUUAUUCAACAUAAGAAAAUUCACACUGGUGAUAAAGCCUAUGAAUGUAUUGAAUGUGGUAAGGCUUUUGGUAGGAGCUCUAUCCUUAUUGAGCAUCAAAGAAUUCACACUGGAGAGAAACCUUAUGAGUGUAAUGAAUGUGGAAAAUCCUUUAAUCAGAGCUCAGCCCUUACCCAGCACCAGAGAAUCCACACUGGGGAGAAACCUUAUGAAUGUAGAGAAUGUAGGAAAACAUUUAGACAUAGAUCAGGUCUUAUGCAGCAUCAAAGGACACACACCAGAGUUUAAGUCUGAGUAAGAGUUGUAUAAUUGUGAAAUGCAAAAAAUUCACUUUGAGGAUGAGACUCAACAGAAGAUAGAAUUUUCCUGAGAGUAGGGUGUCUGUCCUUCCAGCCCAGUUCAGUUCUGUAAGAGGAGAUCCACAUGAUUGUUACGAUUGUUAAGUGUUAAGUGGAAAGAAUUUUUUUUAAAAAUCAGGUCUUUGAAAAGAAUGGUGGGUAUUCUCUAGAAAUGCCUAACUUUAUCUGCAUGAAGUCUCUCAUCAAUACCACCUUUACCUCACCAACCCAAAUAUAACUGCCACCAUGCAAGUCCAGAAUUAUGUACCUAAAAGAGCUCCUUACAUGAUGGCAAGGAUAAGAUCCCUGCUCAGCGUUUGUGCUUUUGGUAGGUGAAGGCAUGUACUAAGAAUUAUUCAACUACCUGAAAUGUUGACUUGUAUGGGAAAUGUUGAAUUAUGCCCUGGCUUGUUUUAACAAGAUCCAAGGCAGUUUAAUAUUAUCUGAGGAAUGGUGGUUCAUUGUUCCCACUUCCCAUUUCUCUCCACAGCCCUAUGCUUCCUACAAGGCCAAUUCAGGUUUGCUUAUUUAUUAAGCACCUGUUGUGUUUAGCUAUUUGGGACAGAUAUGGUCAUUGCUGUCCCAGAGUUAAGGGUUAAUGGAAUAUACAUAUUUACUAAAUAAGUAAGUAAAGUGCAAUAAGUAUUUUGAUAGGAUAAAUCCAGGGUGUUUCUGGAGUACAUGGCAGGGCUACCUUACCUGAUCUCUAAAGACUUCUUGGAUGUGAUAAUAUCUCAGUUGAGACCUAAACUGUAGAAAUUAGCCAGGUCAAGGGCAGAAGAAGGCAGAGGUUAUAGGACAUAUAGGGCAUGAAAAGAGGAGAAUCUGGAGACAUCAGGACUCUUCACUUAGCAGGAAUUAGUUGUCAUAGUCUGGUAGGACUUGUGGCUAAGAAGCCAGGACAUGUGCCUAGAAGACAUGUGUUGGAUUUUCUCUAUAAUCACUAUACAGAACUUAUAAACUAUUACAUCUUCAAGUACUCAGAAUGAGGGUAGUAGAAGACUGGUACAUCUUAUGGAAACAGGCAUGAUGCACACCAAAUAAAGAAUAUACAUCGGAGGCUAUAGGGACAGUGAGGUCUAGAGUGUGUGUUUCAUGACCCUGGAUCUCAGGAAAUGGGAAACUUCCAGGGACCCAGAAAUGAGAAGUUUGCCUUCCCAGACCCUAUAUUCUUCAUUCCCUUACCCUUACCCUCAGCACCAGCUCUGCAAACUCUAAGCCACUUGAGGGCAAUAAAUAUUUGUUAAAUUAACCAGAUUCCUCAAAAUUAUACUUUCCUAAUUUUUAUUUUUACUUUGGCAGUUUUAAUUAACCUACAAUUGUUGAGGGCAAUUAAUACUUAAGAACUUUUUUCUUUUUUGGGUACUAAGGAUUAAACUCAGGGGCAGUUGACCACUGAGCCACAUCCCUAGCCCUAUUUUGUAUUUGAUUAGACAGUGUUUCACUGAGUUGCUUAGCUCCUUGAUAAAUUGCUGGCUUUGAACUCGCAAUCCUCCUGCCUUCGCCUCCUGAGCUGCUGGGAUUACAGGUGUGCACCACCAUGCCCGGCCCUUAAAAACAUUUUUGAAGACUUGAUGUUCAUAGUUAUUGUGGGUAAUAGAGAUGAAAUUGGGAAGGAUCUUUGUGCCCAAAGUUUACGCAGUUGUCACUGAGUGAGAUCAACCAUAAGACAUGGGAUAGUGAGUUGCCUUUUCCUGUAGGUGACAAUCAAAUGAUUUAAUGUUUUAAACAGCAUUUGAUGGUUUUUCCUUAUUGUAAAUGCUGAUAAUACAGAACAUAUAAAUUACCCACAAUCCCUUUACCCAUAGAAACACUUGACAUUUUAGAGUACUUUGUGUUUUCUUCUCCAAUCCUAACAUUCUUGGCAAAAAUAUUGUAAAUAAAAGUUACUAAUUUUAACAUUUGUAUGUUGAGUAUACCCUUUAACUGUUCAGUAUGAGAAUGUAAAGCAAGAUGUAAUAAAAUUUGAGUUUUAAA
Messenger RNA from Marmota monax (woodchuck), 4160 nucleotides. It is a transcript of the gene Zscan30, whose product is annotated as zinc finger and SCAN domain containing 30. Gene Ontology annotation, biological process: regulation of transcription by RNA polymerase II. Gene Ontology annotation, molecular function: RNA polymerase II cis-regulatory region sequence-specific DNA binding; DNA-binding transcription factor activity, RNA polymerase II-specific. Lineage: Eukaryota; Metazoa; Chordata; Mammalia; Rodentia; Sciuridae. Bases 493 to 2133 code for a protein of 546 amino acids. The transcript is spliced from 3 exons. The record is from RefSeq and is a predicted model, not a curated record.